This is a messenger RNA of Acyrthosiphon pisum (pea aphid), 4769 nucleotides long. RefSeq names its product calcium-binding mitochondrial carrier protein SCaMC-2. NCBI's taxonomy places the organism in Eukaryota, Metazoa, Arthropoda, Insecta, Hemiptera, Aphididae. The transcript has 9 exons. Gene Ontology annotation, molecular function: calcium ion binding. The record is from RefSeq and is a predicted model, not a curated record. Bases 2412 to 3854 code for a protein of 480 amino acids. Gene Ontology annotation, biological process: transmembrane transport.
GGGGUGGGGGGCUAUGGACAUAUUUUUGGGGGAUUAGCCCCCACCCUAUUUGCGAUAGUUAUUUGGAUAUUGAUAAUUUAAACUUACUAAUACGGGAAUAUAUAGCUGACUUGAGUUGUACUUCUAUUAGUUUGUAUUAAACUUGUGAAAACAAGGUUUCGGUACUUCAGUUGUAGUUUUUUAUAAAAACUAUUUUGUUCUAAUAAAAUUCAUCUAAACAUUUUAGAAAAUUAUUUCUAAUAAUACUAUGCGUAUGCAUACCGACAGUUUCUAAGGAGUUUAAUAUAGGCAAUAUUUUCUAUUUGUAUGCAUGCGAGUCAUAUAAAUGUGUGCAUAGUAAGUGAUCACUAGUGUGAGUGACUUUGUAUAAAAUAAAUAGCAGAGCGCACACUCACGUACAUGCACGUGUCAGCAACGCAGCAUUUUACCCACUAAUUACAAAAUAUGUGAAUUUUAGUGAAACCCUGAAACUUAAUUUCGUAUUUCCAAUAAUAUAGCUUACUGAGUAACAGCUUACAGUAUGCCAGUCAAUCUGAAUACCUAUUAUACAAAUUGAAGAGAAGAAGUUUAUCUAGAUUUGUAUAGGAGUCGAUUUUCGGUAUUUUAUUUUCAAUGUCUAAUAUUUAACUCUUAAACUUGUGAUAUUUUACUUUUUGAAUUUGAAUUAUUGAGUUUACUAAUUUAAAUAUCGAAAAUUGACUUUUAAACAGACAUAGAUUAACUUCUUUUCUACAAUAUUGAUAAUAGGUGUAUUUACUCCUGUAUUUACACUCAGGCGCUCAAUAAUCAUAUACUAUUGCAAAUGCUAAAGUACAUUUUCAUAGAAUUUGUCAAUACUAUUCAUCCCCUUAAGCAUUUAUCGAUGGCGAAACCAGGAUAUUCUCAAGGGGGAGGAGAGGUACAAUGAACUAAAAUAUUAUUACUAUCGUAAUAAAAAAAAUUACCUUAUAAAUUGUACUAUCGUAGUGUGAAAACAAAUUACAGGCAUUGGCACAAAUGUACAAAACACAGGAGUGCUAGACGUACUUAUACCUGCUUAGCACCCCAAAUUCCAUCAUUAUCUUAAAUAAUAAAUAGGUAAUAAUUAACAAUUUUGCACAUGUACAAUGUACCACUAAGAUGAAUUAACAUAUAGACUAUAUCAAAGUUAUCAACUAUCCACAUCGAAAGAUAUAUUGCUGAAAAUAAGUGUACACUAUUAUUAAAAUGUAUAGUAUAAUUAUUACUAAUUAUUAAGGGGACGCCACACCCGCAUGUGUGACCUUUGUCUUACAAGUGCGUAACAUACCAAAUUUUACGCUAAAGCUGGUGAUCGCCCCGUUUAAAAAUUAGAGUGAAUUGACCUAUUAUCAAAUUUAGAAGUAAGAAUAUUAUCUAGGUAAUCACAGGCUUUUUAUUAUAUUUUAAUUUUAAAGUGAAUUAUGAGUAUUUUAAGAUGUAUAAACAAAUAUCUUAAUUCAUGGCCGUGCCUAUAAUAGGAAGCUGACAAUUUCUGAUCAGUUUAAAAUGACUACAUUAAAUUACAUUGAUGACCAAAAUAAUCAUUGUGUGGAUGGUAAACUGCAUUUGCAUUAUAAAUCAAAAUUUAUAAAAAGUUUCAACUAUUACCACCAAAUCAACAAAUAUUAAAAACAUAUUACUUUAAGAGAACGUUACACUGCAUGUGUUGUCUACUUGUAUCCAUCUUACAGACGUACAAGUGGUACAACAUAGCACUUUUUACGUCAAUAAUAAUCCAUUUUUCUACUAUAGAUUCAAAAUGGUCAUAACUUUUUUAAAAACAAUAUCGAUAAAAUCCUGCAUGAUGCCUUAGAUAACCUUACAAUUAAAUUUUGUCCUGGGUCAAUACACUCUAAUUUUAAAUUAACAGAGUAAAAUGGAUUAUUGUAGGCGUACAAUUUGCUAUGUUGUAGUAUUGUACGUUUGUAAGACGGUGACAACAGUACAAUACAACACGGGUGUGCUGUGGCCUGUAAAUAAUAAUAUGUUUUUAAUACUAAUAAACUAAUGUAAUAUUAUUAUCACGCAUUUAAAAUUUAAAAAGGCGGACUUUCACGCGAUGAAUGUCAUUCAUCGUGGAGAUGAUCAACAUACUUAAUUGUAUGUGGUAUAUGGUAGCCACUUUGAUAAGAAAAUUAAGUUGAUACAGUAUUGAUACGUCUUGAUAAUGAUGAAUUUGACUUUUGAGGCUCGAGUUGUCGCAAUUUUCUAUUAUUUUCGUAUAGAAUUUAGAGCCAACACUAGUCAAUUUUCUAAUAAUUAUUUAUUUUUUAAAAAUUUCAAAGUUUAAUUUUAUAUUUUUCGUACGUGAAAUAUUAUGUAUCUUUGACUUAUUUGUUAUGUAAGAUUCUACUUAGGUAGUUUGAGUAUAGAAAUAAAAUUGUAGUUACAUUUUAUUUAGCUAAGUUAAUAUGGUGAACGCUAUUAAUCAUCAUGUGCCUGUUGGCCCUAGUAACACUGAAAGCGUAAUGCCUCCUCAUUAUCUUCAUGAGCUUCCUAAUGAAGAUGAACUUCGUUUGGCUAAAUUAUUUGAAUCGCUCGACAUGGACAAGAACGGUAAAAUUGACAUACAUGAUUUAUCUAUUGCAUUGCAUGAUAAAGAGUAUGCUCAAAAGUUUUUGGAACUGUCUGAUGCUACUAAAAGUGGUUCAAUUACAUUAGCUGAAUUUAUACAUUAUGUUAAAGAACAUGAAAAAUCAUUAAGGCUAAGUUUUUCAAACAUUGACAAAAACAAAGAUGGAAAAAUUGAUCAAUACGAGCUUAUAAGAGCUUUUCAAGAAUUAGGAAUUGAAAUUGACGACGCUGAAGCUAUAAAACUUCUUAAAAGGAUGGAUAAAGAUGGUAGUUUAGAAAUUAGCUUUGAAGAAUGGAGAGAUUUUUUACUUUACUGCCCCUUUACAGACUUGCACGACUUAAUUAAAUAUUGGAGGCAUUCAACUUGUAUAGACAUUGGGGAGGACAUGAAUGUGCCAGAUGAUUUCACCCAAGCUGAGAUGAUAACAGGGAUGUGGUGGCGUCAUCUUGUAUCUGGUGGUGUAGCUGGCGCUGUCUCAAGAACUUUUACUGCACCUUUGGAUAGGCUUAAAGUAUUUUUACAAGUAUACGGCAAUCAACAUAGCAAUAUAACAACAUGUUUCAAAAGCAUGUUAAAAGAAGGUGGCAAACGAGGCAUGUGGCGUGGAAAUGGUAUUAAUGUACUCAAGAUAGCUCCAGAGUCUGCGUUUAAAUUUAUGGCUUAUGAACAAGCUAAGCGCCUUAUUAGAGGUUCGAGAACUAAAGACUUAACAAUAUUUGAAAGAUUUAUGGCAGGAUCACUUGCAGGAGGUUUUAGUCAAUCAUUAAUUUAUCCCUUAGAAGUUUUAAAAACAAGAUUAGCCAUUAGAAAAAGUAAUCAAUACAAUGGUAUAUUUGAUUGUAUCCAAAAAAUGUAUUACCGUGAAGGUAUACGGAGUUUUUACAGGGGUUAUGUACCCAACCUUUUAGGUAUACUUCCAUACGCUGGUAUUGACCUUGCAGUUUAUGAGACAUUAAAAAAUAACUAUAUUGCUUCACAUAAUAAUGGUGAAAAACCUGGAAUGCCAUUAUUAUUAGCGUGUGGAACUGUUUCUAGUACUUGUGGUCAGGUAUGUUCAUACCCUUUAGCUCUUGUCCGUACGCGUCUCCAGGCACCUUAUUUAGAAGGUCCAGAUACAAGGACAAUGAUGUCAGUAUUUAGAGAAAUUUGGGUAAAAGAAGGUAUGGUUGGCUUGUAUAGAGGCAUAACUCCAAAUUUUAUGAAAGUAGCACCUGCUGUUAGUAUAAGUUAUGUCGUUUAUGAACGAUGUCGUGAAGCACUUGGGGUUACUAUGUCGUAACAUAAGUUAUUAGAACUUCUUCAUAUUUAUUUAUCUCUUGACAUUCAAUAAUUCUUCUUCGUAUUUUUAAAAUAUUAUCUUAAAUUUUACAAACAUUUAUUGGUGGUUAAAUUUUGGGCAAUAUGUCUUGAAGAAAAGUGAUCUGAAAGGGUAGAAAUUAUACAUUACAGUCAUGGUUACCAUAGCCAUAAGGAUAGAAAAAAUAUUAAGUUUGAUUAUUAACUAUGUUGAGAUCAGUUGAAUGCUAACAUAAAUAAUAUUUAUAUUAUAAUUAAUAAUUAUCCUAAUAUGUAAUUAUAUAUUAUCACAAUGCUUGUUUUUAAAACACAUCUUGAUAUUUUUACCAAUCAAAUUUAGGCUCAACAUAAUGUAAUAGAUUCUUGUAAACUUUUCUGAAUUUUUUUGUCUCUAAAAAGAAAGCUUUUUCUACCAACAUUCCAGAUGCAACAUAAUUUUUCCAAGAUAAAUUAAAUAGGUUUAUUAUAAAAUCCAAUUAAAGAGAUUAAAUAUUAUUGUCUUUAAAUUCUUUGACUUGCCUGCUAUACAUUUAGAAUUGGUCAUCAUAUUAAAAGAAUAUUCUCAAGGUUAAUAAAUGUAUUGUAAUUUUUAACCUAAUCUUCAUCAACAAUUUAACUGAUUUUAACUCAAUCCCUUAAAAUUAUAUUUUUUUUUCAAAAAAAAUUGUUUAAGUUUGUUCCUAGUCAUGCGUGACAAUUUUGUUUUGUAUAAUAUUGUUGUUUGUAAAACUUUUUUGUUCUCUUUGUUCAAAAAUAAAUGUUUUUCAAUUUUGUAAACAAGAUUUAUCUUAUUGGUUCUUUUUAUCAAUAAUUUUUACUCUCCAUUUUGAUGAUAUUUUAACCGUGUACAUAUUUUUUUUAGUUUUAACUCAAUAAUAUAUACGGUGCUCAAAUUAAA